Molecule: messenger RNA, 2007 nt
Organism: Phytophthora nicotianae INRA-310
Lineage: Eukaryota; Oomycota; Peronosporomycetes; Peronosporales; Peronosporaceae
Exons: 1
Coding region: 108-1919 (603 amino acids)
Biological process (GO): maturation of LSU-rRNA from tricistronic rRNA transcript (SSU-rRNA, 5.8S rRNA, LSU-rRNA)
Cellular component (GO): nucleolus
Molecular function (GO): ATP binding; RNA helicase activity; nucleic acid binding
Source: RefSeq, a predicted model, not a curated record
CACUGCGUCCCCACCAGCCAAAAAUCGUUAACGAGCUUGGCUACGAGCUUGCGGGUUUCAUUUUUUGGUGAAACGUCACAGUCGAUUGGUUGGCGCUAGUUGGUAAAAUGGGCAAGAAGACGCGACGCAAAGGAACGAACUCGUCGGAGGAGAAGGAUGCAGAGUCCAAGGAGGUCGCCGCAGUAGCGGCGCCGCACGUAGAAACCACCGCUAUUGCUGGCGACAAGAAACAGAAGAAGAAAAAGUCGAAGAAGGCCAAAAAGGAGCAAGAAGCUGAGCCUGCUGAGAUUGUGGAGCAGGAUGAAGAGGAGCAGGAGCCCGAGGCGAAUGUGGACGAUGAGCAGGACGAGGAGACAGAGCAAGCCAUUGCCGAAGCUACCAACCUGGCUGAGAGUAAUGUGGACGAGCGCUACUUCUCCAGCGAGGAAUUCGCCUCGUUGCCACUGUCUGAACCAACCCGCAAGGCGCUGGCUGACAUGGGAUUCACCAAGAUGACCAAGAUCCAGUCGAAGUCGAUUCGUCCGCUGUUGGCCGGUCAGGAUCUGCUGGGUGCGGCCAAGACGGGUUCCGGCAAGACGCUGUCGUUCUUGAUUCCGGCGGUCGAACUGCUGCACAAGGUGCGAUUCACGGCACGUAAGGGCACGGGAUGCAUUGUCAUUUCGCCCACGCGUGAAUUGGCGCUACAGAUUUACGGCGUUGUACGUGACAUCUGUAAAUACCAUUCGCAGACGCACGGUAUCGUUAUGGGUGGCGCCAACCGCCGUGCCGAGGCGGAGCGCCUGGUGAAAGGUGUGAACAUCCUGAUCUCGACACCAGGUCGUCUUCUGGAUCAUCUGCAAAACACGAAGGCAUUCAUCUACCACAACCUGCAGAUUCUCGUGAUCGAUGAAGCUGAUCGCAUUCUGUCUAUUGGUUUUGAGGAGGAAAUGCGCCAGAUCAUUAAGUGCAUUCCGAAGGAGCGGCAGACGAUGUUGUUUAGUGCUACACAGACAAAGAAGGUAGAAGACCUCGCUCGUUUGUCCAUCAAGGAGAAACCUGUGUAUGUCGGUGUUGAGGAGGAAGACACGAAGGCCACAGUUGCCACGCUGGAACAGGGUUACGUCGUAACGCCGAGUGACAAGCGUUUUCUCCUUCUGUUCACUUUCCUCAAGAAGAAUCUGAAGAAGAAGGUGAUGGUUUUCUUCUCGUCAUGUAGCGCUGUCAAGUUCUACGGUGAAUUGCUCAACUACAUUGACAUUCCCGUACUGGACAUUCACGGCAAGCAAAAACAGAACAAGCGUACGACCACAUUCUUCCAGUUCUGUAACGCGAAGACGGGUAUUUUGCUGUGUACGGACGUGGCAGCGCGUGGUCUUGAUAUUCCUGCUGUGGACUGGAUUAUUCAGUUUGACCCGCCUGAUGACCCUCGCGAGUACAUUCACCGUGUGGGUCGUACUGCUCGUGGUGCUAAGGGCAAGGGUAAGGCGCUGCUUAUGCUUUUGCCCGAUGAGCUUGGUUUCCUGAAGUACUUGAAGGCUUCAAAGGUGGCGCUUAACGAGUACGAAUUCCCGGUGUCAAAGAUCGCCAAUGUUGAAUCUCAACUCAUGAAGCUCGUGGAGAAGACGUACUAUUUGCACAAGUCCGCCAAGGAUGCCUACCGCGGAUAUCUGCUGGCGUACGCUUCGCAUUCUUUGAAGGGCAUUUUCGAUGUUGGUCGUCUCGACUUGCAGGGGGUGGCCAAGUCAUUCGGACUGCAGGUUCCGCCCAAGGUGACGCUUCCUGUGAAGACGAAUGGCAAGACUGGCAAACGCAAGGGCACGUCCUUCGACAACGAUGGCAGUUCGCGUGGUGGCAAGUUCCAGCGCUCCGGUCACGCAUUUAGUGCUGAUAACCCCUACGGUAAGCGUGCUGCGGGCGACAAGCGCCAGUUUGCUCACUGAUAAGGUUUGCUGGUUGCUACUAUGUAAACAAUGGCUUUGCCACUUCACGUCCCUUUUUGCAAUAUAGACCGAGCUACUUACUUCUGUU